Messenger RNA from Xenopus tropicalis (tropical clawed frog), 954 nucleotides. RefSeq names its product ciliary microtubule inner protein 5 (gene cimip5). The record is from RefSeq and is a predicted model, not a curated record. Bases 298 to 774 code for a protein of 158 amino acids. Lineage: Eukaryota; Metazoa; Chordata; Amphibia; Anura; Pipidae. The transcript has 3 exons.
UGUGCCGGCUGCUGCCUGGGCUCGUUGUACAGCGGAAUAUUUAUGAGCUCAGGCCUAGAUCUGGUUUCCAAGGGAGAUAGUAAACAGAGUGGGGAUAUGUGUGCCUCCUUCUCUGCUACUUACUGCACCUCCAGCAGCACAAGGAGCAGUCAGGAGUCAGAACUCAGCCAGAGCAGAGUCAGGAUCUGGAUGAGAGGAAAUGAGCAGACAAUAAAGCAGCCCCCUAUUUCCUGAUGUAUUAACCUGGGGGGUAAAUAUACUCUCUUGAAGUGUAAUUGCCCCAGUGGCAACAUAGAGAUGGGCAGCCGGCACGACGCUAUACAGAGGAGCACCUCGGCAGGGUACAGAUUGCCAGACAGAGCGACGGCACAACAACUGGCCUCAACCUCCUCUGUCUCCAUUAGCAAAUCCAUUCCGGGGGCCCAGCCCAUCCCUCAGGCGAGUGCCAAGGAGAAGGAGAAGCGCUGCUGGAAGGAUACUGUGAGGCACGACCAAGUUUGGAGGGAGUUUGUGGAAGCUGAGAGAAGAGGCGGGAAACGCUGGCAUGAGAACUGGGGGUUCCUGAAAGAGUAUGAUUCCAUGGGAAAUAAGAAAGAAGUGGAAGAGUUACCAAAAGAAGUGCCUGUUUUUUCUGACCAAAUACCCAACACCGCAAACCAGGCUAUUGGGAGUCGGAUGAACACUGAGCUGGGGAAGACUCUGGUCCAUAUGGAUUAUUUCCUUACAGGGGGAAACCAAAAGAAGAAGCUUGGAAGUGAACUUCUGCCCAGCUAAGAACUCACAGACACAACAGACUAUGCCCCCCCCCUUUAGAACAUUAAAUGCAGGGCUGGGAGGAUGUAGAUAUACAGGCCAUGAGAGUUUCCUGCUACACUAUGACAAGGGAUGUAAACAAGGGGGCGAUAAAGGGGGAACUCUGCCCAAGUAAUACAAAAUAAAAAUGUUGCCUAAAGA